This is a messenger RNA of Sporisorium graminicola, 2322 nucleotides long. RefSeq lists its product as uncharacterized. Gene Ontology annotation, biological process: proteasome-mediated ubiquitin-dependent protein catabolic process. The record is from RefSeq and is a predicted model, not a curated record. The coding region runs from base 1 to 2322 and encodes 773 amino acids. Gene Ontology annotation, molecular function: protein binding. NCBI's taxonomy places the organism in Eukaryota, Fungi, Basidiomycota, Ustilaginomycetes, Ustilaginales, Ustilaginaceae. The transcript has a single exon. Gene Ontology annotation, cellular component: GID complex.
AUGACGCAAAACGGCGCUUCAACUUCAGCCGCUGCCUACUCGAAUGGAGAGACUUCCAACGGCAAAUCAAGCGAUAACACCAUCAAGUCGGAAGCGAGCAAUGGUAACAGCAGCAGCAGCAGCAGCAGCAAUGGUUAUCGUAACGGAAAGGCCCCUGCCUCUGUUGCGGCUGACGAGUACGCAGAUGCAUCUGUUUUCUCCCCGCUCUUCCCCGGCAGCUCUAUCGAUCGAAGAGAGCUCGUCAAACUUACUCUGCAAUCUUUGCGCGAGAUGGGCUACGACGCCGCGGCAAAGACGCUCGAGACAGAAUCUGGCAUCACGCUCGAGCACCCCUCCAUCACCGCUUUUCGCACGGCCGUGUUGAGCGGAGAUUGGAAAAAUGCAGAGCGACUUCUCAUUGACGGCCUCACGUACGCCGCCAGACGCAUCCAGGCCUCGCGCAGCAGCUCCAGUGGCGGCGGGCCGUCGUUGGAGGCGCCUCCACCUUCGUCGACCGCCUCUUCCUCACUGUCAUUACCCGGCACGCUUGAACCUCCUCACCACGACCUCAUCGACUCGGUGCUUCGUAGACCCGAUCUUGUCAGCCUUCGCUCUAUUCGCUUCAUGCUGCAAAAGCAGCGCUAUCUCGAGCUGCUGGAAGCACGCCACACCAAAAAGGCGCUCAAUGUGCUGCGUGAAAAGCUCACCCCACUCAGCCAUGAUACGCAGCAGCUUCAUCUGUUGUCCAGCCUCGUCAUCUCAGCAUCGCCCGAACAACUUCACGCACGCGCUGGCUGGGAUGGUGCUGAUGGCGAAUCGCGCCGUUUGCUCAUGAUGGAGAUCGAGUCGGCUGUCUCCCCGCUCGUCAUGAUUCCAAGCCGCCGCUUGCCACGACUGCUCGAGCAGGCGCAAAGCUACCAGAAACAGCAGGACCCCUUUUUCAACUCGCCGCACGGCUCUCACUUUUCACUCUUGACCGAUCAUCGAUCUGAUCGAUCUGUGUUUCCUUCGCACGUCUCGCGCACCAUCCAGGACCACCACGACGAAGUCUGGUGCUUGCAAUUCUCACACGAUGGCUCAAAGUUGGCAACAGCAGGAGCAGACAAGACGAUCCUCAUCUGGAGUGUACGGAACGAGUACAAGCUGCUGCAAAAGUUUGUGCCACUGUCGGACAACAUUUCCUCGGUCUCUUGGUCGCCGGACGACACGCACCUCUUGGUCACCUCGGACGUUGACGUGACACUUUGCAAGCUCGAGACAGGAAGCAUGCUCACACUUCGCGAGCACAGCUAUACGGUAGCCACCGCGACGUGGCUCACAGAUGGCAGCGGCUUCGUCACGGGAGGCAUGGAUGGCAAGAUCGUAUGGUGGGAUGCCCAAGGCUUCGUAAUGCAUAAGAAGAGCACCUCGCCGUUCCGUGUACUGGCAGUGGCUGCCUCGCCGGAUGGCUCGCACCUCAUUGCACUCAGCGCUCGUCAAGUCGUGCAAACGGGCCUCUCGUCAUCCACGAGUCGAUUCCACACCAACUCGUCCGCUGCGAUGAGCACGUCAACGGCAUCGGAUCAGCUCAGCGACAGCUCAUCACCGUCCACUACUUCGACAGGAUUUGGGGCCCAGGAUCGAGCCGAUCUCGACCCGCCUGUCGACCUCGGUGGAGGAUCGCGUACGAUGGGAUCAGAGCGGUACCGCAUCCACUUUUUCGAUCUGCGCACACGCGAAGAGACCGGGUCGAUCUACAUGCGCGACGAAGUGGUCAGCUUGGCAGUGAGUCGCGACUCGCAGUACGCGCUGAUCAACGUGCGUCCCAGCGAGUUGCAGAUGUGGGACAUCAGCCGACAGUGCUUGGUGCGGCGCUUCAACGGCCACAAGCUCAGCCAACAUGUCAUCGGCUGUGGCUUUGGCGGCAUCGACGAGAACUUUGUGGUGUCUGGUAGCGAGGAUUCCAAGAUUUACAUUUGGCAUCGCGCCAGUGGACGGCUGAUCGAGACGCUGCUUGGGCACGACACGGGAUCUGUCAACGCCGUAGCUUGGCAUCCCAAAGACCCUCUCACCAUUGCUUCGUGCGGGGACGACCAUACGGUGCGCAUCUGGCGCCCGGGGGGACGCUUGCCCUCGGCCUCGGCGGCGGCGGCGGCGGCGACGGCGACGGUUGCAUCGCAGAACGAUGUCACGCCGCCCAAGUCGGAUGAUUCGGAAAUGAGCGGUGCAGCUAAUCCAUUCCCUUGGAGCUAUUCGGAUCCUUCGAGUGGCGGCGAGGUCGACAUGAUGCGCUCUGUCCAUGAAGCUAUGGACGAAGGGGAGGACGCAGCAGAGGCCAGCUCGCCUUCGCCCGAGUAUCAGUGA